Messenger RNA from Lineus longissimus, 11603 nucleotides. RefSeq lists its product as uncharacterized. NCBI's taxonomy places the organism in Eukaryota, Metazoa, Nemertea, Pilidiophora, Heteronemertea, Lineidae. Bases 193 to 4542 code for a protein of 1449 amino acids. Gene Ontology annotation, molecular function: guanyl-nucleotide exchange factor activity; small GTPase binding. The transcript has 11 exons. The record is from RefSeq and is a predicted model, not a curated record.
CUAUGGUGGAAAAAAAUUAACAAAAAAGGACUAAUUUGCUCGGAAAAACACCCUUAUUUUUGUAUACUUGUGGCAACAAUGGCUUUUUAAACUAUUCCAACUAAUAAUUCAAUACCUAAGGUCACGUUGUCGUAUUUUACACUAGACCAGCCAGAUAUGUAGGACGUUCAUCAGGAGGGGGUUGCCAGUAGCAUGUCCACCCCACAGAACAAUAAUGGGCCUGGGCAGCAGUGGCCAGGGGACAGCAAGGCAGAUACGAAAUUGGCCAUGGAAAGAAAGGAGAAGACCAACAAGGCUAAUGACAGAAACAAACGGCCGCUGAGUUCAAGUUCAGGGUCUUCCUCCUCCUCCUCACUACCUCGCCAUACGAGCAAAAAGUCAGCUGCAGCAAUGUCAGUGUCAGAUCCAGGUCCUUGGUCAUCUCUUGUGGGGGAGUCGCCAAAGAAAGAGGUCUUACCGGAGCCGACUCAGAUGGAUACCGUGAGUGACGAUGAGUCUCAAGCAGACACGGAACCUCCGCCAGACAUGGAACCUCUGUUGGAGGAGUCUGAUCAGUCGGAGUAUGCGUCGAGACUUGAGCAGUCUGAUAGCUCGCAGUGUAUCACCGACAAAGUUGUGAAUGAGAUCUUGAUCACGGAGAGAACUUAUGUGAAAGACCUUGAGGAAAUCAUUGAGGGCUACUUGGAUUAUAUCAUUCACAACCCGGAGUUACCGCUGACCUCAAAGCAGGUCAGCGAGCUUUUUGGGAACAUUGAGGAUAUCCAUAGCUUCAAUAGCACACUGUUAGAAAAGCUAGAAAACUGUGACAUGUCCCCUGCUCUUAUUGCCCAGUGCUUUGUUGAUCACAAUGAGGGAUUCUCAAUAUACACAAAUUACUGUACGAAUUAUCCAAGCUGUAUGUCAACCCUGACCACCUGUAUGGGCGAGAAGGAGAUAGCCGAUGCAUUUCGCGAACGACAGCGGGCUUUACAACAUGCGUUGCCUCUGGGGUCUUAUCUGCUCAAGCCAGUUCAGAGAAUCCUCAAAUACCAUCUCCUGCUCCAGAGUAUGCUGAACAACUCGGAUGAGAACUCCCCCGAUUAUGCGACGAUAAAAGAUGCAUUCGACAGCAUGACAGGGAUGGCCCAGCACAUCAAUGAGAUGAAGAGACGCCACGAAGAUGCUGUACGCAUCCAAGAAAUUCAAAGUAUUCUGUACCAGUGGCAAGGCGAGGACCUUACAACAUAUGGUGAACUGCUUUUAGAGGAUUCAUUCAAAAUGCACGGUGCUAAAGGUCAUCGCCAUCUGUUCCUGUUUGAGAAGGCCAUGUUGAUCACCAAGAGGAAGGAAGAUGGCACGCAAUCGCUCAUCUGUAAAGAUUGUAUAAAGUGCUCCAAUCUCAUGUUGAUCGAGAGCAUUCCUAAGGAACCCCUGAGCUUCCAUGUGAUUCCAUUCGACAAUCCCCGUCUUCAGUACACGAUGCAAGCGAAGGAUCUCGAUCACAAGCGUAAAUGGUGUCACGAAAUUAAACGCUUGAUUCUUGAGAAUUACAGUGCCGUCAUUCCUGAGAAAGCCAAGGCGUUGGUCAUGAUGCUGGGAAAUGAAAAAGAGAAAGAAUCGACUCGUGAGCAUGCCGACACGAAACGUCACGCAGCUCCAGAAUAUCUCGAGAAGAGACGCGGUGCUAGGAGGAAGUCGGGUACUUUUAUACCAGAUUUUGUCCUGAAAUCUCAGAGAGGAAAGAAGGGCCAAAGAAAGCCGGGAUCAGAAUUUUUCUUACCAAGUCCUAAAAAUUCUCCUCCGUUGAGGCGGAAGAUGAGCACACCUAAUAUAAAGAUUCCUCCGCUCGUUCUUGAUCCCAUCAAGGAUGAGGACUCCACUGUUACACUACGUGGGCGGACGGGAAAGAAUCGGGAACGGCCACGAAGCAAGAGCAUUGACUACGGCAUGAACUUGCUGCACUUCAGGGAUCGCGGGGAGAAGAAACCUGAGAAAAAGUCGCCGGGGAAAGAAGCAGCGGAAAGUGCUGAGAAGACCAAUAAACCGACACAUUUGGAUGUUACGCCAAUACGCGGCGCGUACGGUGGGAGAGCCAGGCACGCGAAACGGCAUGCAAGUUUCAGGUUUGCCACAGCAGUUAAUCGCGUUGACUCCAACUCUUUUGGUGAGGAUUAUCGUCAGAAAUAUCACGGUCAGAUCAAAGAGGAGAUGAGUAGUUCGAUGGAGAGUUUAGACACCGACUUUGAUUCUGACAUGGAUGCAAUGGAGACCUCGCAGCGCUCCGGUAGUCUGCGGACCGUCCCUUCUGCUGAGGGGAGGCUGCAGACGGUUUCUGAUGAUGAGUACGUGACCUUGAUGGAUGAAGGUCAGAGUGCAAGGUCACAGCUGGGGACAGAGUGUGAUUCCGAGGAUGAUUACAUGACUUUGCGUUACAGUGCCUCCCUUCAAAAUACUGCUGCAGCAGCGGCAGGGGGGCAUCGCGACCGAUCUGGGGAUUACGUUGAGAUUGACUUUUCGAAAUAUCUAAUGGAUAGAUGGAAUGGUGCUAUGGGGAGAUCUGGGGACAAGGAUGACAAGAAUGGGAACAAGAGUGAUGACGGUGCUGCCUCUGAUAGCUCUGGGAAGGGUGUGUAUGACAAUGUGACAUUUGGCGAUGCCUACCGUAGACAUAUGGCUGGCGUAGCCGCGAGUGUUAAGAAAACUUCGAAAACGAGUGAUAGAUCGGAAUCACCUAUUUGGAAUCUCAAUAAUAGUAGCCAAGAAUCGCUGCCUGGUAGCUCAAAACAGGGAAAGGCUCACAAAUCAAGGACUCUCUCCUUUACUGAUGACUUUAACAGGAAACCGUCAGUAAAUCGCUCGCAUUCAUUCUCGGGAAUGCAUAGUGUGAAUACCGAGACUCCCGUACGUCUGACUUCUACACCACGAUUGUCUCUCUCAUCCCUCUUCCAAUCAAAGACCAAGAUAAGUCCACGCAGGGAAAAGGAUUUUCGGCCACCAUUAUCUCCACAGAAAUCAUACUCCGAAGGCCUGCGGUCCUUGAGGACGACUAUCAGCGAGCUGUACCAUACUCUUCCAAACUUGCGUUCCAAGUUACACAGCCAGUCUGAAGAUGAACUGGCGUCAAAUCGUAACAGAGACUUCCGUCAGUCCUGUAGCGCAGAAUGUAGCCCCGAUCACCGGCCGCAGCCGUUCUUCAUAAGCCCACCACUGAAUUGGGAAACGGACUCCCCGAUGACAAGUACGGAUGAUGUGCGUCCUAGUCCAGAUAUCUGGAACGAUCUGGAGGAAUACAUCGCUAACACUUCCGAUGGGCCGCUGCUCCCUAAGUUCCCGAUUCCAGAAGUUGCGCUGGAAGAGGGAGAAGAGCUUUUCCCACCACCAGAUUUAGCAUCUGAUGCGACCAGCCUGACUGGAUCUGGGCGGUCUUUGAUGGGAACUCUUAAGACAAAGGUCACGAAGGUGAAAUCUAAGAUUAGCAAUUUCCGCAGUAGUCGCCUCGGCAGUGAUUCCCAGAGUGGAUACCAGGUGAAUAAUGACGAUGGUAGUGAUUCUGAUGCGUUAGCCGAACGAGAAAGACAGAGUAAAUUGGUUUAUCAACUUGCGCGUUCGUACAGUGCCAAAUUGAGAAGAGAGAAGAAGGAACCAGGAUUUCUUGCACGCCAGUUUCAAUCGUUUAAGGAAAAUAAGUUUGACAGUGCAAAUGGUAAAAAUGGUUCUAACAAACCAAUCGAACUUGAUACAUACUUGCCGCGUCAUCGACCGCCGCGACCUCAAAGUAAUAAUCGCGAUAUCAUCAUCGGUGCUGCGUCGGUGCCGUCUAGCACCAUGCCGAGUAAAGAGUCGUCCCCCGAGAGGCAACUUUCAUUGGCGUAUCAUGACAUUGGGCAAUCUAAAUGUGAGGACUUGGGGACAAUGUCAGAUCCUGAGGGCGGGAACUUGGAUACCGGUGAGGAGUUUAUUCGAGGAUUAGAAAGUUUAGUGGUGCCAAAAGUGUUGGAGUCUGGAUCUGAUUUUCGUAAAGAUCCACCACCGAAAUCCCGCCUACGUUGCCAUGUUUCGUCAGGUGGUGGUGGCAAAGACGCUGGUAGCAGUUUUGACUCGGACUCUGGAGAGAAACCAUGCCACCACCAGGGCUUGACGAUCAAGGACACAAUAAAGAUGUUGGAGGAACGGAGCCAGAGUCGUGGUAACAAGCCCCCGUUACCGCGCGUCGUUGUCAACCGCCGGGAGAAAGGCCACAUGAUCAAGGAGCGUCUGCAAAAACUGGAAUCGAAUUGCAGUCCGGAAAGCCACCGGCGACGUAAUUUCUACGAGAGGUACUACCACACGAAGUAUGAAUCGGACUCUGAGAGCAUCCCGCGGAAGUCGAAGUCAUCUGACAAGCUAGGGGAGCGGCGCACACGUUCAGCCGAGAGACAUAAAGAUCGGGUCCUGAAUCGAACUCAUAGCGAUAACGAUACGACCGGGGGAGACUUGUCUGACAACCAAGAUCUGGAUCCUGAGGUGCUUGCCGAUAAUUUGAGAGGUUAUGUUCAGCAGGUUCUCGAUAGAUUUGAGUUCUGAUUGUCGUAGAACAGGUUUAGUGCGGUCCAUCCUGAUAUCGGUGGGUCAGACUUGCUACACACCAUGCGUAGUCCCAUCAAUUGACUGUGAGGAUAGACGUGCUAUAACCUGUUAGUGUUAGAACAAGUAUUGCAUUGAAGUAUUCCUAUGCACUUUUAAGAAAUAGCACCUUUUCAUCAUUGAGCUGGUUCAGUUUUCUUGCUGCUCUGGAAAACUCGAGAAAGUUCCUGGCUAAGUGAAUUGAAGUACAAAUGAAGAAACAGUCUUGACUCUCUGACCACCAGGUUGGAGGCUUUGAACCAUUGCAAAACUUUGUGCCAUUUACAUGUCUUCCAGCUUUAAACAUCUGAGAAAGCCACUCAGUUGGCUUAAUUUGCCCAGAUUGUGGCACAAUUUCUUAACCUGAUAAGUGUUUCUUAUGAAAUGAGUUAUUUCUAUCGUUUUGUUGUUCUUGGUGCUUAGAAUUCCAUUUUGUAGGCAGCUCUGAUUGAAAAGGUACAAAAAAAACUUCUGCAAUUUCAUAAACGGGUUUUGAGUUAGGACAAACCAAAAUAUUUUUUCUAAGCCAGGGGGAUGAGGAGUGAUUAUGUGCUCUACUAUGUGUUAUUUGAUACGCCUGUUUUCUAAUCCCAAUGAAAAGGGCCAGCCAUGACAACUAUUGGCCAGCUAGCUCAGGAAUUAUGUCGGUGAUGGUGAUGACCAAAAUGUUUAUCAUGGGACCAUUCGCCAUCAGUUUUGUAAGUUCCUCGUGUAAAAAUGUGCCCCUUCCAUCAAUGAUACCCAACAUUGUGUUUUAAAUCCUGACUAUGCUGUAUCAGAACAUUUGUAUCUGUCUGAGAAUAUUAUCAAUCACAGCGUCUUGGUGGAAGUUCUUUUUGUACCAUUUUCUUCUCUAAACUCUUCUGUAUUUUUAUCAACUUCAUCUAAAGGUCUGUGCCUUACUUGGUUUACAUAUAAAUUUCCGUUAUUCGUUGGGAAUAUCCCAAGUUCUCAAUUAUCCAGGGGAGAUGAGACACAGACGUCAGACUUGAAAGAGGUGACAGUCAUUUGCAAAAACAUGCCAUCACCCCACACAUAUACAUGUACUUCAUAAUUAACCAUAGGAACUACCAUUUUGGCUGGAACUUGAAAUCCUGAAGCAAUCAGACAUCCUUCAAAAUGAAAUGAAUGCCCAUUUAAAACCCUGGAGGCUGUUCUCAGGAAAACAAAGAACAUGUAUGUUUGCAAACUGCUCACGUCUGCAGGCUGUGACAUUGACAAGGUCAGCAGAAUUUGCCAAGCGGUAUAAAGUGUCUUGUCUCUCCUCUGCCUCUGUAAGUUUUCCAGUUAUAUGAAAUGUUCACAAUUUUUCAUUCGUUCACAUCCGUUCUUUUGAAUUUUUCAGACAAGUCCACUGGUUAGAGAUGUAAAACCGGUAUUUUAUAGAAAUCGUUGGCGACUCACACCUUCUUUGUCUAUGGAUACAUGAUGAGCGUGAUAGAAAUCGAUUCCCUGUUAAAAUUUGAACGUUUGAAAAAGUCCUGCAUUUUGGAGAAAUUUUGGAUUUUCAGACCAUUUUCCCUUCUCAAGUACCGCUCUAAUCAAUGGUAUAUCACCUCAAGUAAUGUGGCAUUGAAGGUGUUAGUGUCAUUUGUAGAUGGAGUGAAGUAUCUAGUGCAGUCUCACCUAAUACCACAUGUCGUAAGAGUACAGCACAAAAUAAAUGGCACGGGAACUUGAUUUUUUACUUCAGUUUUCUCAUAUCUUUUUAAAGCUUGUUUCAGUAUAUUGACUGAAUUUAUUUAUCCUUGUUCAGGAUGGAUUUUUCUUGCCGUACCAUCUCUUCCUUUAAUUCCAGUGAAUGAUCGAGUGAAUUUUACCAGUUUUACUGGAUUUUAAACCUUCAUUUUACAUCAGUUUACUCCUUUAUUUCUUUUUUGCAUUCGAGUUGUUUUCCUCAAUUUUUAAUUGAAUUUGCAAUGUCGAGUAUGUUGCAUGAUGAAUACUUUAGAAGUAUGUAAAUGGUUUUGUGUAUGAGAAGCUUUAGCAUGAAAAUCACCUUGAAGCUAAACCCAUUGAAAACAGUUGAUAUGUAACAGACAUUUGCUUCCUCUUUACAGUUGUCAGGAAAAUAGAAAUGCAACUGAAUCUCAAGUUCAAUUUCCUGGUCAUUUUCUGUAAACUCUAUCUCUUCUGAAUGGGUUAGAAUCUAAGCAAGUUGCCUGUUUUGAAUUCCAUCUGUUCCGAAUGGGUCAAGUUUAAACACAACAAGUUGCCUGCUGCUCUGCACCUUGUUACGAAUGAGACACAAAUUGUUUUAUAUUUGGUUGAAACUCACAGAAAACGACAUAUCAGUUUAUUGCAAAAUAGAGAUGUUUCUGUGAGUUUGAACCCAUGGCCACCUAGUGGUUACUGUGAUCAUGCGCUACACCACCAAUGUGUUCUAACAUGCAAUACUGUUGCCACCAUUUUAUAACUGUUUUGCAGAAAGGUAACUAGAUGUUGUAGAAUAUACAACUUACAAGGUUUCAUGUUUGUAUGGAGACACAAGGUUAAAUGUUCAUAUGGAGAAUUUCCCACAGUACGUUUUAAAAGUAUGUCCAGUUUUAUUGAAUUUUUAACUGAUUUUCAAUGAAAAACAUUAGGUUAAAGGGAAAAAUAUUUGAAUCUGAGGGGACCAUUUUAUGGUCUUAUCAUUCUAUGUAUUGAACAAUCAUUAAAAUUUCAGUGAGAUUGGACAGGAACUGUGGAAAGUAGAAUUAUAAAUAUUUUUUGGUACCAUACAUAUAGCCUCGCUAGCUUAGCGGUACUGGUACGCGUAAUGCUAAUACCUAUAUGUAUUUAACUAGCCUACAGUAUUUGUGAACGGAAUCGUGAAGUAAAAUGUAUCGUUGGCAAUGUUUUGGUUAUGAUCUUGUGGAGAGAUGUAUCGAUGUCACAUGUUCUGUAAAAACUGUAAAAAUGUGUAUAGUCUUGUUGAUCAAGCACAAGUUAGACGACGGAGGCGGAUGGAUACUUUUAUCCGGCGCCUGGCACUGAACUUAGAUAAUGUGCAAUGUAUUUGGUAAACAAUUGCUUGUUUUUAGUGCUACAUAUGACAUUUUUGUAUGUUUUGUGAUUUUGGAGCAGUUUGUUCUAAUACAUGUAUCCUGUGAGGAUAUGUUCUCAUGCUGAUGAUUCAGAUUUAUACUCUGGUUACGGUCCACUCUAGAUUUGCCAAAAUCCUUUGUGGCUGGAGAAAUUUAGGGGCGAAACGAACUGAAUUUUUAAAGUACCUUUGACGCCUUGAAAAUAUUUUGUCACAAGAUUUGAGCAAAGCUAUCGAGCCCUGUUUUAAACCUGUAUAUCAAUCGGAAUCACGACCGUGAUAUUGUGAAAUUGAGUAAAUUUGGGUAUUGCAUCAAGGGAUGUUUGAAUUACGAAUGAAAAUCUUCGAUGAUGAAAUGGGAAACGAUGGCCGCGUUGAUAAUUUGGUAUGUGCAUGCAAAGCAAGGCUGAAUGUUUUAACAGUGCGUGUUGGGCUUGAACCAUGCGUGGUUUGUGAAACCACUGUAGCUGCUUUCUUGUUUAUUUUUUGCGCUUGGAUAAAUAUCACAAUAAAAAUGGCCAGGGCCAUUGUGCUCACCUCAUGUGGAGGAAAGAUGGAUAAAGAGCAUGGUAUUGUGUCAUGUAGUGUUAGGUUUGAUGUAGGUCCAAGCAAUUACAAUUUCCCCAAAAUGGCCAAUUUACAAUACAUUCGACCUCUGUGACCUUGAAAAGUAGGUCAAAUCAAAGAAGACCCGGGUGACACAUUGAAUGGUUGUUAGAAUUAGAUGUACCUAUGAUAUAAAAUUGGUGCCAAUCGGGCAAGUCAUUACUAGGAAUAAUGGCAUUUUGAAGAAUUUAUGAUUUGGCCCCCUCCCUGGAGGCCAAACGGCAAAUCAGAUCGCACCAAACUUCGGUACCUGAGAUCACCUGACCAAGGGGUACAUGUGUACUUAAUUUGUGAUCAAUAGUCAUUGCAGUUAAGAAACGUGCCAUAGUUACGGCCUGACGGCGAAUUUACGCCAUUUGACCUCUGUGACCUUGACAAGAAGGUCAAAUUAAAAACCUGUGUGACAUAUACUGUAUGGUGGUAAGUUGUACCCAUGAUAUCAAAUUGGUGGCAAUCGGGCAAGAAGUUAAGGAAUAAUCACAUUUUUAAGGUUUUUGGAUUUUGCCCCCUGGUGGUCAAGUGGUGAAUCAUAUUGGACCAAACUUCGGUCCCUAAGAUCACCUGACUAAGGGGUAAAUGUGUACCAAAUUUGGUAUCAAUAGCCAUUGCAGUUUAGAAACGUGCCAUCGUUACAUCCUAACGGCCAAUUUACACCAUUUGACCUCUGUGACCUUGAAAAGAAGGUCAAAUCGAAAACCCGGGGGAUAUAUGAUGCACCUUUGCUAGAAGUACCUACCAUAUUUUUUUCAAAAUUUCCCGACUACUAUUAAGGGAGAUAUUGCAUAUUUUCACUUUUAACGUUUGGCCCCCUGGUGGCCAAACCAUGAAACGAAUCGGACCGAAACUUGGUCUCCAAGGUGUCAUUACAUAAGGGUACAUGUGUACCAAGUUUCAACUCAAUAGCUCUAACAGUUACGAAACGUGCCCUGCUAACGGACGACGGACGACGACGACGACGACGACGACGGACGACGGACGCCACGGUAUGGGAUAAGCUCACCUCUGCUAAGAGGUGAGCUAAAAAUGUAUCCAUAAAAUCCAAAUUAUAAUGCAUCACAUAAUGCUUUGGAUAAAUUUCACAAAAAUGUGUCCAUAAAAUCCAAAUUAUAAUGCAUCACAUAAUGCUUUGGAUAAAUUUCACAAAAAUGUGUCCAUAAAAUCCAAAUUAUAAUGCAUCACAUAAUGCUUUGCCAACAUGCGUGCUGCAUUUUUAAGGUGUAAUGCAUGUUGAAUAUCUAUGGUUGACUUUACUAAUCGGGGCCCGGUUGUUCAAGAUAAGUUUUGUCACUGAAAGCCUGGCAUUAAAUUGGCACUUGGAGUUACACCAGCAUUGGUGACAAAACUCCCCUUGAACAACUACAGUAAAACCUCUCUAUAAAGGACAGCAUCGGGACAGACAAAUGCUGUCCUUAAUAGAGAGGUGUCCUGAUUAGAGAGGUCAAAUUGAAUGGAAACAACCAAUUUGGGACCAGAACAAAUAGUGUCCUUGAUAAAGAGGUGUCCUUAAUAGAAGUGGGAGGUUCUACUGUACAUUGUAGGCCCAUUUUAUCCCAGUAUAUAUCGGUAACCAUUCUGUCCUUUUAUUUCCCAACAUAUCAAUUAUUUGCUGAAUUUUUUUCCUUGGAAGGUGUUAACCAGGAACUUGGGGCCGCACUUUUUAUACAUCUUAUAUUUUGGCUAACGCAAGCCUAAUUCACAGGAUGGGUCCAUUCUGGUUGGGGUUUUUUGGGGGUCUCAUUCUUUCAAAAGCCCCAUAGUUAUACCUUACAUAUCAACAUGACAAUCAUUUAUGAUCAUGAAUAUACUGAAAUCAAAAUGUUGAUACUUCAGGGUCUUCAAAUGAGUUUUUCAGAAAUCAUGCCUUUAUGAAUUUGCAACCUGAUUGCAAUGCAUUGGAUAUUGGUUCACACAAGGGGAUAACGCUGAAUGCAUAAUUUCAGUUCUAAGUUAAAUUUCUAUAUAACAGUUAUUUCUUGGCAUUUAUACUGUGCUUAUAUUCAUCUAGUUUUCACUUGAGUUGAUCUCUGUAACAUUAGAAUUCACCAAGCUUGAAUCCAAUGAGAUAUCCUGACAAACGGUCAUACUAAAACCGAGAGUAUUGCAUACUGGUACAUAGGUUAGAUUCACUUGCGAGUAUAAGGUUUUAGUGCCUUAUGAAUGGAGGAUCUGGGAUCUGGGAAAAAUACCUGUGUUCAGUUGCUUUUGAAAGAUUUAUGUCAUCUUGGGGGAAACGUUACUAUGGUUACUAUACUCUGUAUCUAAUUUUAGUAUCCUACAUACUCACGCAUACUGUAGCCAUUUCACGUAUGUUAUGAAUAUAUCUAUCAUUAUAUUUAAUUUAUUUUCAGUGCUAUGCAGGGAACAUUGCACACCUAUUUAUUGUGUUCCUUUUUGAUAGAAUUUUGAUUAUUUUGGUAGUAAUUCAGCUGCUCGUACAUGUAUUAACUGCUAAGUCAUCAAUUUUCAUGACUUUAAAUCGACUCACUAUCAUUGCUAUAUGUAUCAUAAUAUAAGCUGCAAUUGCGAAACUGCUCAUAAGCAGACACAUUAGAUAUACAUGUAUUGUAAAUGGAUGAACUACACUGCUUCACGACAGAACACUACAUAAGUCCACUUGGAGUAUCAGAAAUGCUGUCAGAAUCUGCUGAAGUUUUUUUCUAGAAUCGUGUUCAAAUCUGCAUAAAGCUUCCAUGGCUUGUGCUUGUUUUUCUGUCUUUGGCAUUUCACCCUGGGAAAUAACAAUUCUUAACACCAGGCAUUACGAGCCAAAUCCAGGUUCCAAGUCGGAUAUACAGUCCGAAUCACAAUUGACAUCCCUGGUGCGUCAUUGGCGCGUAACUCAUGUACGUUGCGCGUCACUGACCCAAAGCAGGACGGAGGUCAGUUGUGAUUACCUGGAGACACCAAUUGGACCCACUUAGCUCCUGCCUAUAGUCCCCCUUAGAUAAAGUGAUUGUCUACAAUUCACAUGAGAUACUCCAAAGGCUUGUUGACACUAGUUCACUUACCAAUAAGACAUUGAAAUCAGAGUAAGGAAUAGAAAGACCAGGGGAUUGAUCACAUGGUGUAAGUUUUGUAGUUGAAUUUAACGUUAUAGUGUACCAAAAUAAAGGCCUCAUCUUUUUCGGGGUACAUUCAGCAUUUCUCUUGAAUGGUCUUGAUGUUUAAAUCAUCAAUAUCGAAGAGAGAAGUUUCGUGUCUGCUCUAUUGACUUGCGUCAUCACACUUUUUGUGCCAACACUCAUAAAAUGUAGCUUAUAGAAUGACCUCAAAACCUGUUACUGGAAUGAACGAGGUCUUCAUUUCAUUUAUAACCUUUCCACGGCGCCUGUACCAUUUAUAUACAAUUUUUAUUGAAUUUAUUAAAUAGCCAUACUUUCUGUAUAGA